AUUUUUCUGGCAUAGGACAUUCAUGGCUGAAGUUCAUGCUCCUCUGAUUGCGCAAGUUACUCCUGCAAUGCCAACGGCUGGUGGUGACAAAGAUGCUCUCAUCGCCCGCCUCGAUACUCUGCUAGAGCAGUAUCUGAACACUCUGGAUGAGUACGAGAAGCUCACGCAGCAGCUGUCCAAGCAGCUAUCUGCCGGCUACUUCUCCCUCGCCCAAGCAAACUUCCACAACCGCUCUGGUGUGCACUACGGACGAGACAGCUACGAUGAACGUGUCCAGGCGACACGGAAGAUCCUCGUGGCGGAGGACGAGGAGUGCAGACUGCGCUUUUCCGUCGUCUCAACGCUUCCAAGCACAGCUCCUAAAUCCAGGAACAGCAGGGAAGCGGGUGGGAAAGAGCAGACUCAAGAGCCAAAAGAAGACACUCAACCAAAAGAAGACACUGAACCAAAAGAAGACACUGAACCAAAAGAAGACACUGAACCAAAAGAAGACACUGAACCAAAAGAAGACACUGAACCAAACGAGGAAUCGAAGGACCGGUCUACAGAGGACAAAACCAAGGAGAAGACCAGCACAGCGAAACCGAAGGUUGUAGAUCCAAUCCGCAUGUUCGGCAUCCUCGUACCACCAGCGCUGCGCUUUGCACAAGCAUCUUUCAAAGACGCUGUAGACGGGCCUGUGGUGCGGUUGGCAGCUGUGACGGGCGAUUUGAGGGCGCUGGAGAGGGAAAUCGGGCGGACGAGGAAGGCGAUGCGGAAAGCAUAAAACCCAGUGGAUAUGUCUAGACCAUCACAAAGACACCGACGAAUGUCGCAAUCUUGAAGUGCAGGAAUCCUGCACUAGUCAGAUCUUUCUAAGCAAGCUUGCAUCGAUUGUGUUAAUUCGCAAAGAUGCAAAAGUGUAAUAUUGGAUUCCUCAUCCCGAAGUUAGAUUACAUGCUGUCCGCGAUCAUACCCAUUCUAGCUCUUAUUCGGGUAGGAGAAUGAAACGUCGUUCUUCCAAGCGAGCCAGCCGUUC
Messenger RNA from Didymella exigua CBS 183.55, 1018 nucleotides. RefSeq lists its product as uncharacterized. The coding region runs from base 23 to 766 and encodes 247 amino acids. The record is from RefSeq and is a predicted model, not a curated record. The transcript is spliced from 3 exons. Gene Ontology annotation, cellular component: extrinsic component of endoplasmic reticulum membrane; Vma12-Vma22 assembly complex. Gene Ontology annotation, biological process: vacuolar proton-transporting V-type ATPase complex assembly. NCBI's taxonomy places the organism in Eukaryota, Fungi, Ascomycota, Dothideomycetes, Pleosporales, Didymellaceae.